Heterotrigona itama is the source of this 333-nucleotide messenger RNA. NCBI's taxonomy places the organism in Eukaryota, Metazoa, Arthropoda, Insecta, Hymenoptera, Apidae. The record is from the annotation of a GenBank genome assembly.
AUGGCGAGCAUCGAGGACGUGGCGGAGAAGGGCGGCGAGCGGUAUACGGUUAACGGUAUUCCCCGGACGACGUCGAAGAAGAAACGGAGAAAAAGCGGGGAACCAGACCGGGUAGCAGAUUGGCUUGACAGCAGACAGGAAGUGCAUACGCUGCCGGUGAUGCAGGAUCCCGCGAGAGACCGCAGACUCCGGGCCGGGAAAGCUGGAAGUUCAGCUUCGGCUUAUUACUUGAAAAUCGCGAAGUUGGCCGUGAAGCGACGUAGGCAUCGGCAACGCGGUGCAGCUUACACGGGGAGGGCUUGCCAAGACGACGAACGUUGUCGUCGACGUUGA